AUGCAAGAAGAUUGGAAACCAAAGCUUAAAAUGAUUUUUGAUAAUAUUGAAGAUGCUUGGAAAUUUUGGGUUGAUUAUGGUGGAAAAGUUGGAUUUGGAGUGAGGAAACAAAAUUCACACAAGAACAAAAAUGGUACAGUUACUUCGUACAAGUUUGCUUGUUAUAAAGAAGGUUUGCAAAAAUCAAAUAAACGAGAUUAUAAGACUAUAAAUCCAAGGCCAAAGACUAGGACAAAUUGUCAAUCAAGGUUGGGCAUAAAGAAUAUGGAUGAAAAUUUUAUGGUUGUUGAUUUUAUGGAGGAGCAUAACCAUGUUUUACAUCUACCAGAAACAAAUCAUAUGUUGGCAUCUCAAAGAAAAAUAUCUCAAUUUCAGUGCCAACAAAUUGAUCUAGUAGAUGGUGAUGGAAUACAACAAAGAAAAUCAUUUGAUUUAAUGAGUAAGGAAGUGGGCGGUAGAACUAAUUUUGGAUUUACUCGUCUUGAUCAAAAGAAUUAUCUCCUGAAAAAAGGGAGAGGAGUGUGA
Molecule: messenger RNA, 525 nt
Organism: Vicia faba (fava bean)
Lineage: Eukaryota; Viridiplantae; Streptophyta; Magnoliopsida; Fabales; Fabaceae
Source: the annotation of a GenBank genome assembly